Messenger RNA from Morchella sextelata, 189 nucleotides. RefSeq lists its product as uncharacterized. The record is from RefSeq and is a predicted model, not a curated record. Bases 1 to 189 code for a protein of 62 amino acids. The transcript has a single exon. NCBI's taxonomy places the organism in Eukaryota, Fungi, Ascomycota, Pezizomycetes, Pezizales, Morchellaceae.
AUGUCAAACCAAGAAGAAACAAAACUCUAUGCGGAUCUUGUCCACCUAGACGAAAAGCUUAAAAUGUUAUACAAGCGAUACGAGUCCGGAAUUACAUUAUCGAAAGAGCUCGACCGCCGCCGCAUGGAGUCUACUGAUGCGGAUGAAAAAACAGAUGCUCCUGAAAGAGUGGAACCUAUCCAGGGAUGA